This is a messenger RNA of Puma concolor (puma), 1179 nucleotides long. RefSeq names its product proteasomal ATPase associated factor 1 (gene PAAF1). Gene Ontology annotation, molecular function: protein binding. The record is from RefSeq and is a predicted model, not a curated record. NCBI's taxonomy places the organism in Eukaryota, Metazoa, Chordata, Mammalia, Carnivora, Felidae.
AUGGCGGCGCCUUUGAGGAUUCAGAGCGACUGGGCCCAAGCCCUCAGGAAGGAUGAAGGGGAAGCCUGGCUGAGUUGUCACCCCCCAGGGAAACCAACUUUGUAUGGUAGCCUGACUUGUCAAGGAAUUGGCCUCGAUGGCAUCCCAGAAGUUACAGCUUCAGAAGGAUUUAUUGUGAAUGAAAUAAAUAAGAAAAGCAUUCAUAUUUCUUGUCCGGAGGAAAACGCAUCCUUGAAGUUUUUGGCACCAUACACUACUUUUUCCAGAAUUCAUUCCAAGAGUAUAACGUGCCUGGACAUUUCCAGUGGAGGCGGCCUUGGUGUGUCUUCUAGUGCUGAUGGGAGCAUGAAGAUCUGGCAGGCUGCCAAUGGCGAGCUCAGAAGAGUAUUGGAAGGACAUGUGUUUGAUGUGAAUUGUUGCAGGUUUUUCCCAUCAGGCCUUGUGGUUCUGAGUGGGGGAAUGGAUGCCCAGUUGAAGAUCUGGUCAGCUGAAGAUGCUAGCUGUGUGGUGACCUUCAAAGGUCACAAAGGAGGUAUUCUGGAUACAGCCAUUGUUGAUCGGGGCAGGAAUGUGGUGUCUGGUUCUCGAGACGGAACAGCACGACUUUGGGAUUGUGGGCGCUCAGCCUGCCUGGGAGUCAUUGCAGACUGUGGUUCUUCCAUCAAUGGAAUGGCUGUGGGUGCUGCUGACAACUCCAUAAAUCUUGGCUCCCCUGAGCAGAUGCCCAGUGAACGGGAGGUUGGAACAGAGUCGAAAAUGCUGCUGUUGGCACGGGAAGAUAAGAAACUUCAGUGCUUGGGACUGCAGAGCAGGCAGCCGGUGUUCCUCUUUGUUGGCUCAGAUGCCUUCAACUGCUGCACUUUUCUCUCUGGCUUCUUGUUAUUGGCUGGGACACAAGAUGGAAACAUUUAUCAGCUGGACGUGAGGAGUCCGAGGGUUCCAGUACAAGUCAUCCACAGGUCAGGAGCACCGGUUCUGUCCCUGCUAAGUUUCAGAGAUGGAUUCAUUGCUAGUCAAGGUGAUGGAAGCUGUUUCAUUGUCCAGCAAGACCUAGACUAUCUCAUUGAGCUCACUGGGGCUGACUGUGACCCUGUGUACAAGGUAGCUACAUGGGAGAAGCAGAUCUACACAUGCUGUCGAGAUGGUCUUGUGCGACGCUAUCAGCUCUCUGACCUCUGA